AUGUCGAGUAUGAUCAAGAUAACCAUGAUAAUGGCUUUGGUAGUAAUGGGCGUGAGGGCAGAGACUGUGACUGAGUCUCCUUCCGACACAAAGGCCAAUGGAGUAGACCAACGAGUCAUAUGUUACCGGAAUUGCGAUGUUGGUUGUGGCACUGACAAUGCGUGCCAUGCACGUUGCAAGAAAAGUUGCGGCUACCCACCUUCGGUCACAGGGACCGAUGGAGUAGACCAACGAGUCAUAUGUUACCGGAACUGCGAUGUUGGUUGUGGUACUGACAAUGCGUGCCAUGCACGUUGUAAGAAAAGUUGCGGCUACCCACCUGCCGUCACAAGGACCAAUGGAGUAGGCCAACGAGUCAUAUGUUACCGUAAUUGCGAUGUUGGUUGUGGUACUGACAAUGCAUGCCAUGCACGUUGUAAGAAAAGUUGCGGUUAUCCACCAUUGAUGAAUGUCCAUCAGUGA
Messenger RNA from Microthlaspi erraticum, 462 nucleotides. NCBI's taxonomy places the organism in Eukaryota, Viridiplantae, Streptophyta, Magnoliopsida, Brassicales, Brassicaceae. The record is from the annotation of a GenBank genome assembly.